AUGAGCACUGAAAAAAUGGCUUCAGUUAACAUUCGUUGUAUUCCAGAUAAUCCAUAUGCAGUCAUUGGUGUAGAGAAUACAAAGAGAGCUCGACUCGAAAUUGAAACAACGAAAAACGAAGAAAAUGCUGAAGCAACCAAACGAAAUCCAAUCAAUUUGGUAUUAGUACUUGAUCGUAGUGGUUCAAUGUCAUCAAGCAAUAAAUUGGAGUUUGCGAAAAAAGCCGUUAUCUCUGUACUUAAUUUACUUCAUGAUGAUGAUGUUGUACAUCUUGUUGCUUAUGAUACAACAGUCUGGAACGUCUUUGAAAAUGCACCGGCAUCGGGUCGUCAAGCUCUUUAUUCAGUCGUCGACGGAAUUAAGACUGGUGGUGAAACUUUCUUAUCUGGUGGUAUUGAAAUGGGUGCAAGUCUUCUUGAAAAAUAUCCACAUCCUGGAUUUUCCAAACGUAUGUUUGUCUUAUCAGAUGGAUUAGCUAAUGUUGGAUUAAGAACAAAAGAAGAAAUCAUGAAGGCUGUUGCAAAAUACAACGAAAAAGGAAUUAUAAUUGAUUCAUUUGGUGUUGGAGAAGAUUUUGAUGCAGGAAUUAUGAAAGGUAUUGCUCAAGCUGGAUGUGGUCAAUUCUUUUUCCUUGAAUCAGCUGAAGUCAUCGUAGACUUAAUGACAAAAGCACUUCAGAGUGUUUUUGAUGUUUGUGGAACACAAGCUCAACUAAUUAUUCGUGGUCGUAAUAAUACAAUUAUAACGAAAAUAUGGGGCCAUGAAAACAUUGCAUAUGGUGCAAAUCUUGGUGACCUUCAUAUAGAUAAUCUUCGCGUUAUUCUUUGUGAUUUUACAGUUUCUGGAACCGUGUCCGAAGGUACAGAAGUUGAAAUUCUCGAUUAUCAGUUGAAAUAUAAUCUUCCGGGUGACGUUGAGGGCGAACCAUUAGUUGUUACUGGUCAAUUAUCAGUAACAUUUGUCAAUGAUGAAUCACUCAUUCAACAAAUCGAUCCAAAAGUCAGAACCUUACAUGCAGUUCAAGUUGCAGGAGAAAUGGAUGACAAAAUCGCUGAACUAAUAAAGAGUCACAGAAGAGAUGAAGCUAUUACAUUAAUUACUGAGCAAAUAGCUCUACUUAAACAUGUGGAACAUUUAGACGAUGAUAGAGGUAUGAUUGCGAUGUUACUUCGAAUGGCAGAAAACAUGCAAAAACGAUUGAGAGACCAAGCAGUAAGUGCGAAAGCUGCUGCUCAAAAGUAUAGUCAUCAUGGUCAUAUGAAGAAAUGUCAUGAUUACAAAUAUACAAACUACUAUGAUGAAGAUUGA
Messenger RNA from Rotaria sp. Silwood1, 1308 nucleotides. The record is from the annotation of a GenBank genome assembly. NCBI's taxonomy places the organism in Eukaryota, Metazoa, Rotifera, Eurotatoria, Philodinida, Philodinidae.